UCUUUUCUCUGGGAAGCCAGGGCCCAAGGGCUCCCUUCCCAGGAAGAGAGUUCCCUCUCAGUGUGAGGGAGAGCAAAGGCUAGGAGAGGAGGAGGAGGAAGAGAAGGAGGAGGAAAAGGAGGAGGAGGAGGAGGGGAGGAGCCAGUUGGAGGAGGGGCAGAAUCUGGAAGCCAAGUCUGAAGGAAGGACCAACCAAUGAGGAGCAAGUGGACUGCACCCUGACCUGCUGGGCCAGGACAACACAGCAUGCACAGAGUACUGACUCCAUAUGUGUAUGUCUCACUUGGAUCCAGUUAUAUUUCAGCAUAAAUGGUGCACAGGAAGAUGAUCCAGGGCUCCAGCCCAUCCGCAAUCCUUACUGUUUAAGGGUCACUGCCCUCCAGAGCUGGUAUCUGCACUCUCCCUCUCGGUGGCCUGGAACACUGUGAGGAUGCUGUCCUGGCUUCUUGUCUUCUCUGCUGUGAGUCUUCAGGCCUGGGGGAAUGUCCCACAGUUGUUCUGGAAUGAAACUGAAGCCAAAAGCAUCUCGGAGAAACUUCUGGACCUGUUUAUUAGCACUUCCCAGCUCACCCAAAAGGAUCAUAAUGAUAUUCCCACUGUGGUCUCCCGCAAUGAGUGGGGGGCGAGGCCACUCACUUGCGGGGCUCUACUGAGCCCACCUGUCCCCUACCUCAUCACGGAGCAGCUGACAGGGAUGGAGUGCCAGGAGCAGGGCAUCUGUAGCCAGCUGCUGCGGGACUUACAGUCCCAUUCUGUCCACACCAAAGGCUGGUGCGACUUGGCCUACAACUUCCUGGUUGGGGACGAUGGCAGGGUGUAUGAAGGUGUUGGCUGGGAUGUCCAAGGCCUGCACACUCCAGGCUACAACAGCAUCUCCCUGGGAAUUGCCUUCUUUGGCAGUAAGAUAGGCAGCAGUCCCAGUACAGCUGCCACAUCAGCUGCAGAGGGCCUGAUCUUCUACGCCAUUCAGAGUGGUCGCCUGUCACCCAGGUAUAUUCGGCCACAUCUCUUGAAAGAAGAAAUCUGCUUGGACUCUCAACACCCAGUGAUACCCAGUAAAGCUUGUCCCAACAUCAUUCCACGAUCCGCCUGGGAAGCCAGAGAGACCCACUGCCCUCAAAUGAACCUCCCAGCCAAAUACGCCAUCAUUAUUCACACUGCUGGGAUAGGCUGUAAUGUAUCCAUGGACUGCCUGCUUCGUGUCAGAAAUACACAGUCCUUUCACAUGGACAAAAGAGAUUUUUGUGACAUCGGAUAUCACUUCCUGGUGGGCCAAGAUGGUGGAGUAUAUGAAGGCCUUGGCUGGUCUACCCAAGGGUCUCACACCUACGGCUACAACGAUAUUGCUCUGGGAAUUGCCUUCAUAGGCAACUUUGUAGAAAAGCCUCCAAAUGCAGCUGCACUGAAGGCAGCCCAGGACUUGAUCCAGUGUGCUGUGCUCAAGGGGUACCUGGCCCCCGACUACCUGCUGCUGGGCCAUAGUGAUGUGGCUGACACUCUGUCCCCUGGACGGGCUUUGUACAGCAUCAUCAAGACGUGGCCUCACUUCAAGCACUGAGGGCAGCCUCCCUCUCCUCCCUCUGCAACUUCUCUUCUUCCUACUGGAAGAAGUCCUAGCCUCUCACUUUACCUCAACACUUUCGUCCCCCUCCUCUGCCAACCCCACCUGGUUCCCUUUUUCCAGGCUAGGAUGAGAAUGUUCCUUUCUGUUAAUAUCCUCCAGCAUCCCAAAGUCCCCAAAGCUGGACAUCCACAGCCUCUUUUCUCUUCACUUUUCAGUUCCCUGAGCACCUAGCUGCUCAUCACGUGAGAUGACAGGCUGGUUCUUGUCAUGCUUAGCUUUCCCUAUAGUCUGAUUUUAACCUCAUGUCCCUUCCACUGUGAUUGGCUGCCAAUCCCCAGCCCUGGCCCCUCACCCAGACCGUGUUGCCCACCCCUGUUCUCUGCUCACACAAUGACUUGUACAGAUUUGCAUGCUGCUCUUAUUUAAAGCCUGUAAUUGUCUAUUCGCUCUCCCGGAUUGUAAGAUUCUCCAAGCAGUAGCUGAUUUUUAUUUAUCUCCAUGUCCUCAGUUCCUGAGCAGUGGAAUUUAAUAAGUUUUCUGAGAUGUUUGUUGAAAAAAUGGAUGAAUAAAUGAAUGA
Molecule: messenger RNA, 2141 nt
Organism: Octodon degus (degu)
Lineage: Eukaryota; Metazoa; Chordata; Mammalia; Rodentia; Octodontidae
Gene: Pglyrp3
Product: peptidoglycan recognition protein 3
Exons: 10
Coding region: 431-1558 (375 amino acids)
Biological process (GO): peptidoglycan catabolic process
Molecular function (GO): N-acetylmuramoyl-L-alanine amidase activity; zinc ion binding
Source: RefSeq, a predicted model, not a curated record